Molecule: messenger RNA, 1206 nt
Organism: Pseudogymnoascus verrucosus
Lineage: Eukaryota; Fungi; Ascomycota; Leotiomycetes; Thelebolales; Thelebolaceae
Exons: 4
Coding region: 595-1149 (184 amino acids)
Source: RefSeq, a predicted model, not a curated record
AGCUUCGAUCCUCGCAAGCUCUACGAACAGAUUCUGUCUAAUGUUAGUUCAUCUACAGCAACUAGCAGAUAUCAUUUGUCUGAUCAACAUAUCCAUAUAUUAAAUAUCCUGUUUUGAGAUCCAACACUCACUAUAAUCGCUGUGAUGUCUCGCAAGCUUGACACGCCAGAACGAACUCCAUUAUCUAGAAACGUCUACAUCUACGACAACGAUGGUCAUAUUCUCGGCGGUGUAUAUCAAAACGGCUCACUUACGAAUUUAAACCUGCAUGAGAUGUGUGACAUCAUUAUAAUUGCAUCUGAGCCGUUUUCUCUAUUUCGCCUGAACAAAGACGGAUCUACGGGCGCGAAGGUGGCUAAGAAUAGAGAAAAUCUAUUAGCUGGAUCAUACAUUGUUCUCACAAACGGUUAGUAUUAACGAUGAGAGUGUAUAAAUAUCCAAUGAACCUAUGUAGAUGGGGAACCGAACUCAGUCCGGAUCACGAAUGAAAGCACCCUAAGGCGUAUAAUAACAAAGAUUCCAUCAUCAAAGUUAACUCCAACGCAAAAGCGUUUCCGAGACCGAGUCAGGGAGCGAGACGACCGGCACUGUGUGAUGAGCGGCCUUCGAACCUUCCCCGAUGAAGAUUACUCACUUUUCCAUGCUACACACAUAUUCCCAUACUCACGUGAGCAAGCCUGGGUGGACGAAGGCCUCUCGAGAUGGAUCACAGAUCAAGCUUCCCCUCAGAGCCAAGGAGUGUCAAAGAUACACUCAGUUCAGAACGGAUUGCUGCUUGACUUGAAUUGCCAAGCUGCGUUUGAUGCACACGCAGUUACAGUAGAUGCCAAUGAUGGGUACAAGAUCAUCUAUUUACACAAAGAUGUAUUGAAUCUAGAUGGUCGCACAUUAGAUCUAUCGUGCAGGGAUCCGCAGAGCCCAGACCGAGUCCCCGACGAGCUCUUUCACUGGCAGUUUCGCCAAGCCAUUCUAGCUAUAGUGAGGGGCAAUGGACAAAGAAUAUGGAAUAUGCAGCUUGAGGAGGAGGAUCCCAUGGGAGAUAUAAUGGAUGGGCUGGAUGCUGCGGAGAGAAUGGAAGCAGAAUUGUUCACUCGUCUUGGGGCAGGCGAGAUUGAUUACAGCGCCGCUCCAGAAAUGCACUCGCCUUGAUUUGCUUUUAUAUAUUAUAAAAAUAGCUGAACUGAAUCCUCCAUUUUAAUAUUUAGC